This is a messenger RNA of Etheostoma cragini (Arkansas darter), 1815 nucleotides long. It is a transcript of the gene tubb4bl, whose product is annotated as tubulin, beta 4B class IVb-like. The transcript is spliced from 4 exons. The record is from RefSeq and is a predicted model, not a curated record. NCBI's taxonomy places the organism in Eukaryota, Metazoa, Chordata, Actinopteri, Perciformes, Percidae. Bases 164 to 1498 code for a protein of 444 amino acids. Gene Ontology annotation, cellular component: cytoplasm; microtubule. Gene Ontology annotation, biological process: mitotic cell cycle; microtubule cytoskeleton organization. Gene Ontology annotation, molecular function: structural constituent of cytoskeleton; GTP binding; GTPase activity.
CGAUGACGUCAAGUUGCACCACCAAUUCAGCCCAGUAGAAGCUCUUUAUAGGCGGUGCCAAAGACUCCCGGACAAUCGACUGUAGGAAUCAUCCUCCUGUGAAUCUCUGCUGCUCUGAUUCCUAUCUCCUACUCGACCACCCUCGUAUCCAUCUGUUACAAAAAUGCGCGAAAUUGUGCAUUUGCAAGCCGGUCAGUGCGGAAACCAGAUCGGAGCCAAGUUCUGGGAGGUGAUCAGUGAUGAGCAUGGCAUUGAUCCCACUGGUGCCUACCAUGGAGACAGUGAUCUGCAGCUAGACAGAAUCAGCGUCUAUUACAAUGAGGCCACAGGUGGAAAGUAUGUGCCCCGAGCCAUCCUGGUGGAUCUGGAGCCGGGCACGAUGGACUCAGUCAGGUCCGGUCCCUUCGGGCAGAUCUUUAGACCCGACAACUUUGUCUUUGGUCAGAGUGGAGCUGGAAACAACUGGGCCAAGGGCCACUACACGGAGGGAGCCGAGCUUGUCGACUCUGUCCUGGAUGUUGUGAGGAAAGAGGCAGAGAGCUGCGAUUGCCUCCAGGGCUUCCAGCUCACUCACUCCCUAGGCGGGGGUACUGGCUCUGGCAUGGGCACUCUUCUCAUCAGCAAGAUCCGUGAGGAGUACCCUGACCGCAUCAUGAACACCUUCAGCGUGGUGCCUUCUCCCAAGGUGUCGGACACUGUGGUGGAGCCCUACAAUGCCACUCUCUCUGUCCACCAGCUGGUAGAGAACACCGAUGAGACCUACUGCAUUGACAAUGAAGCGCUCUAUGAUAUCUGCUUCCGCACACUUAAACUCACCACCCCCACCUAUGGAGAUCUAAACCAUUUGGUUUCUGCAACCAUGAGCGGAGUGACCACAUGUCUGCGUUUCCCCGGCCAGCUCAACGCUGACCUCCGUAAAUUAGCCGUCAACAUGGUCCCCUUCCCCCGUCUGCACUUCUUCAUGCCAGGCUUUGCCCCCCUGACCAGCAGGGGCAGCCAGCAAUAUCGCGCCCUGUCUGUGCCCGAGCUCACCCAGCAGAUGUUCGACGCCAAGAACAUGAUGGCCGCCUGCGACCCACGUCACGGCCGCUACCUCACCGUGGCUGCGGUGUUCAGGGGCCGCAUGUCCAUGAAGGAGGUGGAUGAGCAGAUGUUGAAUGUGCAGAACAAGAACAGCAGCUACUUCGUCGAAUGGAUCCCGAACAAUGUGAAGACCGCCGUCUGUGACAUCCCACCCCGUGGUCUAAAAAUGGCUGCCACUUUUAUCGGCAACAGCACUGCAAUCCAGGAGCUGUUUAAGCGCAUUUCCGAGCAGUUCACCGCCAUGUUCCGCCGUAAGGCUUUCCUCCACUGGUACACUGGUGAGGGCAUGGAUGAGAUGGAGUUCACAGAGGCAGAAAGCAACAUGAAUGACCUGGUGUCCGAGUACCAGCAGUACCAGGAUGCCACUGCUGAGGAAGGCGAGUUCGAGGAAGAGGGAGAGGAGGAAGUUGCUUAAAACCUCAGCCUACCCAGCUGCCAAAUAUCAUUUUACCUCGCCCGUCCCCCAAUUCCAUCCCUUUACAUCAUAAAUUGAAUGGUAUGCCACACUCUGAAAAACUGUAAACAUCUAGAUGACUGUUGCUCUAAUGUUAGGCAUUGAUGUAUACUGAUACUAGUGACGUUUUUGUUAUUUUAUGUUGUGAUUGCACUGAAUUAUUGGCAUCCUUACAUCUGUCUUGUUCCUUGUGGACAUUUUAAACAAGUGAUUUUAACUGUAAAGCCUUGAAUUUGUAGGAUGAAUAAUAUGUGAUUAAAAAUUCCACUUUCACUGUC